AUGAAGAUGUUUGAUCUGGUCAGGAGAAAGAGAGCGAAUCGACAGCAGAUUAUCUCGAGUGUUCCUGCGGAACAUGUCAAGAAUCUGGGCGCUAAGCUGGAUGGAUAUGAGGAAGAAGGAGCGCCUGAGAACUCGGGAGAAGAGGGUAUGAGAGAAAGAUUAUUUCGAGAGCUUAGAUACAAUGUCUUCGAUAAGUGCGAACAGGUUCUCAAGGAAGGUCUGGAUCCCCAGCUAUGA
This is a messenger RNA of Cadophora gregata, 237 nucleotides long. RefSeq lists its product as uncharacterized. The record is from RefSeq and is a predicted model, not a curated record. The transcript has 2 exons. The coding region runs from base 1 to 237 and encodes 78 amino acids. NCBI's taxonomy places the organism in Eukaryota, Fungi, Ascomycota, Leotiomycetes, Helotiales, Ploettnerulaceae.